Messenger RNA from Gymnogyps californianus (California condor), 1900 nucleotides. It is a transcript of the gene CNDP1, whose product is annotated as carnosine dipeptidase 1. Gene Ontology annotation, cellular component: cytosol. Gene Ontology annotation, molecular function: metallodipeptidase activity. Gene Ontology annotation, biological process: proteolysis. NCBI's taxonomy places the organism in Eukaryota, Metazoa, Chordata, Aves, Accipitriformes, Cathartidae. The record is from RefSeq and is a predicted model, not a curated record.
CCAUCACCACAGCAUAUGUCCCCUGUAAGCAGCCCUUUUGUGAUUCUGACACUUUCAGAUAGCGUCCAUCUCAGCCCCGUGCUACUCUCUAAGGCAGUAAUGUCCUCAACAUCCUCUUCAGCGUUGGAGAUGGAGAUCUUCCAGUACAUUGAUGUACAUCAAAGUGAUUUCAUCAAGGAUCUUAAGGAAUGGGUGGCUGUGGAAAGCGAUUCUGUUCAACCAAAUCUGAGGGAAGAAGUAAUACGAAUGAUGGCGUUGGCAGCAGACAGACUUGCAGCGCUGGGAGCCACUGUUAAUUUAGUAAACCUGGGGUCACAUCAGUUGCCUGAUGGCCAGGACCUCCCACUGCCUCCUGUGAUUCUUGGGGAACUGGAGAAGGAUCCACAAAACCCCACUGUAUGUUUCUAUGGUCACGUGGAUGUGCAGCCUGCCAAAAAGGAAGAUGGCUGGAAAACUGACCCUUACACACUGACUGAAAUCGAUGGAAAUCUCUAUGGGCGUGGAGCAACAGAUAAUAAAGGACCUGUCCUAGCUUGGAUAAAUGCAGUGGAAACAUUUAGAGCCUUGAAAUUGGCUAUGCCAGUGAACUUCAAGUUUGUAAUUGAAGGCAUGGAAGAAGCAGGGUCCUUGGGGCUAGAAAAGUUACUUGAAGAAGAAAAACAGUCCUUUUUCUCUGAUGUUGAUUAUAUUGUGAUUUCGGACAAUCUCUGGCUCAGCAACAAGAAGCCUGCCCUUACAUAUGGGAGUCGGGGAAAUGCCUGCUUCUUUGUGGAGGUUGAAUGUGGCGGCAAGGACCUUCACUCUGGAACUUUUGGAGGCAUCAUUCAUGAGCCGCUGACGGACCUGAUAGCUCUGCUGGACAGCCUUGUGGAUCCCACAGGUCGUAUUCAGAUCCCUGGAAUCUACGACAGCGUUGCUGCCCUGACGGAAGAGGAGAGGAAAUUAUAUGAAUCGAUUGAGUUUGAUCUAGAGGAACACAAAAAUAAUAGUGGCGUGGAAAAAUUCCUCUAUGGCACCAAGGAAGAAAUACUUCUACACCUGUGGCGUUACCCUUCUCUCUCUAUUCAUGGGAUUGAAGGAGCUUUUCAUGAACCAGGAAUUAAAACAGUCAUUCCGUCCAAAGUCAUUGGCAAAUUCUCAAUCCGUCAGGUCCCCCACAUGGACCUUUCGGUUGUGAAACAACAGGUGGUGGAGCACUUGGAGGGUGUCUUUUCCAAGAGGAACAGUCCAAACAAACUGAAAGUGUCUAUGCCUUUGGGUGCGAAGCCCUGGCUCGCUGAUGUUAAUGAUCCACUAUAUAAAGCAGCAAGAAGGGCAAUAAAAACAGUUUUUGGAGAAGAUCCAGAUUUUAUUCGGGACGGUUCAACAAUUCCUGUUGCCAGAAUGUUUCAGACUAUAACGCAGAGAAGUGUGAUAAUGCUUCCGAUCGGAGCAGCCGAUGAUGGGGAGCACUCCCAGAAUGAGAAAAUAAGCAGACACAACUACAUUGAAGGAACCAAAGUAUUUGCAGCCUUCUUCCUGGAGAUAUCAAAGCUACAUCGGCACUUACACGAAACUUCCAACGCGGAGACUAACAACUGAUGACCAUCACAGGAAAAUCAGCAAAGCACUUUUUUAGUCUUAAGCUUUCUAACUUCCUGAUCUGGAAAAACAUAUAAAUCACAUAUUCAGUGGGUCUGAAUUGGAAAAAAUAAAUGCCAUGCUAUUACUUGGCAUACUACUAAAUGGCAUGCAUUUGUGAUCCGGUCAAUUAAGUGAUCUUAUCCCUAAUGCUAUAAAAUAGGGUUAGGGAUAAUUCAUUCUUGCUGAGUAGAAUAUGUUACAUUUUAAUUUUAAAAUUCAGGGCAAAAGGGAAUUUUUACAUUUAUUUUAUUAAAAUUACUUUAUUUCUGUUUUGUAG